Vicugna pacos (alpaca) is the source of this 1981-nucleotide messenger RNA. NCBI's taxonomy places the organism in Eukaryota, Metazoa, Chordata, Mammalia, Artiodactyla, Camelidae. The record is from RefSeq and is a predicted model, not a curated record.
UUGUUAAUUCUGGGCAUGAGAGCAGAUGUUCAUGCUGUGCUGACCCUCCUUCUUGUUCCAGUGCAUGAAGGCAGCCCUCUGGGUGAACUCCAUCGUUGUAUCCGGGAGGGGGUGAAGGUGAAUGUUCACAUCCGCACUUUCAAGGGACUUCGGGGCGUCUGUACAGGCUUCCUCGUUGCGUUUGACAAGUUCUGGAAUAUGGCACUUACUGAUGUGGAUGAGACCUACCGAAAGCCUGUUCUAGGCAAAGCAUAUGAACGGGACUCCUCACUGACCCUUACCAGGCUGUUUGAUCGACUGAAACUGCAGGAUUCCUCCAAGAAGGACGCUGAUUCUAAGUCUGCAGUUGAAGACUCCACUCUGUCCAGAUACUCCCAGACGUCUACUUGGAAGGUGGCUUCGGUGUGGGGAAGAGGAGACACUGACCGGGGUUCACGCAGGCGUUCCCGCUCCGUCCCUUCUUCCCUGCAGGCAUCUGCAAGGGAGGAGUCCAGCUCACUGGCAGUGAUCCACUCUGCUCACCGCUGAGACUGACUCUGCUCCCCUGGAGGAUUUCGCCACAACUGACUAAUUGAUCCUCACAUGCUUCCAGGAGUACCUGGAUUUGCCACCAGCUUCCCUCUGUGCACGUAACAGGAAGUUGAACCGCCCAAAGAUUUGCGACAUUGAUCACAUAAUUUCCUCUGUGUGCUUCCAGCACGGAGUCACCUGGGUAAGGUGGACAAGUAACAAUGACAUUGAUCCUCAGAGAGGGAAACCUCGAGUUAACUGUCAAGACCCAAUUCCCCACUUUCAAAGAAUGCAUUAAGUUGGGCUUAGCCAACACACAGGAAAUUUCUAACCACCGCAGUGGAGGAAAGGGAGGCAAGACCCACGUGUUCCAGUUCUGGCCCUGGUUGUCCUGUAUCACAAAGACUUGUGAUUAAAUGAAAAAUCCUCAUUAAUCAAAAAAAGCAGAAGAGUCAGCUAGCUUGACAUUUAAAAUGUACAGUGAUGUUUAAAUAUUGGCAGCGAGUGGAGGCCAGUGCAAUGAGAUGUAUCUUCUGUCACUCUCCCUACACUUCCUGGGUAGGAGUGGCAAAGGAAAAAAAAAUGUACUUUGCCCAACCCGGUUCUCUCCUUGGAUGUGAAUGAAGCGUACUUCAGUCUGCUCAGUGACCACUAGGUGGCAGUGUCUUAAAGAGAACUGCCUAACUGGAGUCCCGGAAGGACCCGAGUCUCCAGAUCUCCAGUCGCUGCUGCAAUUUAUUAUAAAAUGCUCACCGGUCUGGACUGAGAUAAUCAAGGGAAAACAAACUAUUAUCUACUCAAGUGGCAAUAUAAACGUUUCUUACCAAUAUUGAAUUUACCUAAUGUGAAGCUUAGGAAGCCUGACUGAGGGCAAUCAGCCGGUGACUGUGCUGGGGGAAGGGUGAGGAAGACAGACUGCCCCGUGUCCACCGUUUUAGGGAGCCGGCUUGCUGUUCUCAUAUGUGGGGUUCUUCAUUUCUCCUCAGGACACUGCCAGUGCCCCUCGGCCUCUUCCCACCUGCUGGCAGGGGAUUACUCCAGGAGAAUUGUCUUGGUGCCCUUAUUUCUCAGCCGCUGCCUCACUUUUGGAAACAAUUCAAUUUCCCCCAGUCUCGAGGGCGGAGAGCCCAUCUGUGACAGGCUGCAGUUCUCUUACGAUUCCACGAUCAGAAUUAAGCCUCCACUCCAAGACUGCAAGCAAAUACGCUCUUGAAUCUGAGGAAAAUUUCUAAUAGACACAGAAGACUGUGUUGUUUGAGGCUGGGCACCGGGGGUAGGAGUGGGUGGGCAGUGCUAGUAAGUCUCCUGGCGGCGCUUCAGGUCAAGCCCUUCCAGAGCCCUUCCCCUCUCUGUGUCAAGCAAUGAUUUCCCAGCCGCCUAUGGUGAAGCGGGAUACAGCAUGUGAAAUAAUUAGGCGCUGGUCUUCAAGUGAGUAACUGAAAGUAAGAUUAUAAUAAAGAGCUUUAUUUCA